Molecule: messenger RNA, 671 nt
Organism: Lycium barbarum (goji berry)
Lineage: Eukaryota; Viridiplantae; Streptophyta; Magnoliopsida; Solanales; Solanaceae
Product: homeobox-leucine zipper protein ATHB-52
Exons: 1
Coding region: 51-587 (178 amino acids)
Biological process (GO): positive regulation of DNA-templated transcription
Cellular component (GO): nucleus
Molecular function (GO): sequence-specific DNA binding; DNA-binding transcription factor activity, RNA polymerase II-specific
Source: RefSeq, a predicted model, not a curated record
UCAUUUCAUUUCAAGUUCCAAACUCUUGCUAUAGCUCCAUCAUUUCCAACAUGAAUAGUUCCUUCAAUUCUCAAAACUUACAAAAAUACCAGUCCCUUCCAAAACACAACAAAAAAAGGCUAAAUCAAGAACAACUUAAGCUUUUAGAGGCGAGUUUCGACUCAACCAAAAAACUCGAACCAGAGAAAAAACUCCAAUUGGCAAGAGAUUUAGGGGUUCCGUCACGACAAAUUUCAAUAUGGUAUCAAAACAGGAGAGCAAGGUGGAAGAAUCAGAACUUGGAGAAUGACUAUAACGCCCUUCAACUCAAGCUUGAAACUGCAUUAUCUGAGAAAAUGCAACUUGAAAAAGAAACUGAAACUCUUAGAGGAGAGUUGCAGAGAGCAAAUGAAAUGUUAAUUGCACUGAAGUCAGGUGCACAAGGGCAAAUUAGGGAGUUUUCACUUAGUUCAUGUUGUGAAGAUGUGAUGAGCUAUAGUACUACAUGGGUAUAUAGUGAUGAGGCUAACUACAAUUUGCAAUUUGAUGAGCUUUAUGCUAUGAUAGGUGCAGAAGAAGGGUCCAAUAAAUGUUGUUCAACUUGGUGAAAUGAAUAAAAAAGGAAAUCUAAUGAGAUUGAAUUUCAUACUCUCAAUUGUACAAUAAUCUUUGUUAAUCAAUUUUCCAUCCUA